This is a messenger RNA of Nycticebus coucang (slow loris), 4666 nucleotides long. RefSeq names its product C2 calcium dependent domain containing 4D (gene C2CD4D). The coding region runs from base 3398 to 4570 and encodes 390 amino acids. The transcript has 3 exons. The record is from RefSeq and is a predicted model, not a curated record. NCBI's taxonomy places the organism in Eukaryota, Metazoa, Chordata, Mammalia, Primates, Lorisidae.
UCUACCUACACUUCAAGUCUGAUGACUUUAAAUUACAUCUACAUUUCUUUUGGUGCCACGUUUAUAACUCUAGUCUGGACCAGAUUCACACACCCAAUUGCCUGCUCUGUGCUUGGGGGUCUGAUAGCAUCUCACAGCCAACAGACCCAGCGCUGAGCACCAAUAUUUCCUCUUCUGGGUAAAUGGCAACUUCCUUCAUCCAACUGCCAAGGCCUUCUUGGCCCCUCCCUUCUCAUUGGAUGGGAGGGAACCAUUAGGAACUCCUGUUUACUCUACUUUCAGAAUACAUUCAGAAGCUGAGACUGCAACUCUCAUCUAUGCCAAGAUCAACGAUAAUCUCCUAUCUUCUCUCCCUUUGCCCUGUGCCCUCUCAUUCUAUUCUCAACAGCUACCAGAGAGACCCUUUCAAAGCAUAAGUCAAGUUAUAUCACCCCUUAGCUUACCACAAGUAAAAGCUGAAAUUGUUACAGUGCUUGCAAGUCCUACCAGAGUCUGGGCCUGUUACCUGCCUGACUCAUCUUCCUUGGUUCACUGUUCCAGCCACACUGGUCUCUUUGCUCCUCAAGUACUCCAGGCAAAUUCCUACCUCAGGGCCUUUUGUACAUGUGAUUCCUCCUGCCUAGAAUGCUUUUCUCCAGAUAUUAUUCCUCCUUCCCUCAUAUCAUUACUAAAACGUUACCCCUACAAGGUGUCCGUUCCUGACCACUCUAUUUAAAACUCCCCGACACCUUCUCUUAUAUUUUCCUACUUUAACUUUCUCCACUAGUCCCAUCUAAUAAACUAUAUUUGUUUUUUUGUUUGUUUGUUUUGGAGGGGAGUUUGAGACAGAGUCUCACUAUGACCCUCUAGGUAGAGUGCCGUAGCAUCACAGCUCAGAGCAACCUCCAACUCUUGGGCUUAAGCGAUUCUCCUGCCUCAGCCUCCCAAGUAGCUGGGACUACAGGCGUCCGCCACAAUGCCUGGCUAUUUUUUUUGUUGCAGUUGUCAUUGUUGCUUAGCAGGCCAGGGCUGGGUUCGAACCGUGUAUGUGGCUGGCGCACCAUGGGCACUGAGCCAUAUAUUUGUUACCAAUUUAUUUUUCUCUAUCACCUUUCCUCCUCCACUAAAUAACAAAUUACAUCUGGCCAGAGGACUUGUUUGUUUUCUCAGUGCUCUAUCCUCACAGUCCAGAACAGUGCCUAGCACAGAGGAGGUACACAGUGUAACUGUGGCUGAAUGAAUGGACGGGAGAAUAAAGCCACAGAAUCAAACUUUCCUGAGUCCCACCUUACUUCUGGACGUCUAUGGAAGUCAAAAGCAUCUCAUUGUUAAGUCAGAUUGACUCAAGUUUUCUGUGUUCUAAUACUCUUCUUUUUUUUUUUUUACAGUUUCUGGCUGGGUCUCGGUUUGAACCCUCCACCUCCAGCAUAUGGGGCUGGCACCCUACUCCUUUGAGCCACAGGAGCCACCCCUGUGUUCUAAUACUUUCAACAGAUUGCCAGUCUAACUGAUGCUCAUGUGUUAAUCUUGUUUAAUUCUCAUACCAUUUCUGAGAGUUAGGUAUAAUCUGUAUUUUCUAGAUUUGAAGGGCAAACCCCAAAGAGAUUUAAGUUAUUUUCUGGAGAUCAUAGACUAGAAAAUCACAGAGGGCAGAUCCCCACCUUGUCUAACAGAUACUCCAGACUGACCUUCCCCAGAAACACCAGGGCUUCACUGAGUUGGAAUCACAGAAAUAGAAGGCCUGCAGGUUGGCAGGGAUCUUCACAAAAGAAACAUUUGCUUUGUUGAAAUCCACAGCUGUCAGAUGACAAAGUAACCUAGCAUUAACUGGUUUGUUUUAUCUUGUUUGGUUCCUGCAUGUUACCAUUUGUCCAUUUUUGUUUGCAUGUGUAUUACCUGUCUCUUCCCUUAGCUCCCAUUCUGUGUAUCCUCAGCACCGAACACAGUGUGCGGAGCAUUUUGUGCACUUAAUAAGUGAACAAAUUUAUUCAAGUAUAAUUCUGCUUAAUAUCACUAAUUCACUCAUCAAAUCCUGACUGAGUGCCCACUUUGUGCUAAGCCCUGUCCUCAUGAUGCUUACAAUCUAAUAAAGGAGACAGAUAUGAAAUAAUCGUAUAAUUAGAAAAACUGUGAUCAGUGCCAUAAAGGACAUGUACGGGGUACUGUAAAAGUGCAUAGCAGGCAACCCUAAUUUAAAUGAAAGGUGUCAAUGAGAGACUCCAGAGCUGAAGAACGAAAAGGAAGAGUGGUUCUCAGAGAGCAAAUAGCCUUCACAAAGGUUCUAAUGAGCUUUCUGCCUUGCAAGGACUGAGGACUGUGCCUGGAAUGCAUUUUUUCUUUUCUUUUCUUUUUUUUUUUUUGAGACAGAGUCUCACUUUGUCACCCUGGGUAGAACGCCAUGGCAUCACAGCUCACAGCAACCUCAAACUCUUGGGCUCAAGUGAUUCUCUUGCCUCAGCCUCCCAAGUAGCUGGGACUACAGGCGCCCACCACAACGCCUGGCUAUUUUUAGAGACAGCAUCUCACUCUUGCCCAGGCUGGUCUCAAACCCAUGAGCUCAGGCAAUCCACCGGCCUCGGCCUCCCAGAGUGCUGCAAUUACAGGCGUGAGCCAUGGUGCCCAGCUGAAUACAUCUUUUCUGUGGUGGCCUGCAUGUCCUAGGAUCUGCCAAGGAGGGAGGGCAUAGGCCAGACCCAUAAGGCCCACUGUUAGAACCAGCUCUGUCCUCAGUGUCACUAUGUCCAGAAAUUUUAAGCCUGGCUAUAGUUCCUUGCACCAAUAAAAUUCAGAGAACUGGUCGUUGAAAGUUGCUGUCUGGGAGCUGUUGGGAUGGCUGUAGAAGGGGCAGAAGAGGUUAAGGCAGGAUUCUGGCAAGAAGAGCUUUGCAGGAAAUGGGAUUUGUGUGGCGACAGCUAUGGUUUCACCUAGGAAGGUGAGGGUGGGCCACUGCCCACCAAUAGCAAUCUUCCUCUUCUCUGUAACCCUCCCCAUAUUCCUUAAGCUGCCCAGGCCCAAUAGAGGAGGCCUGGCCCCAAAGCUGCUUGCUGCUAGAAAUCUGGCUCCGAGUGAAGGAAGAAGUUAAGAAGGCCAGGCUGAUGGCCCAGGAGACAGAGCUGUGUUUAUCCAGGAAAAGAGGUAGGUCAUAGGCAGCUAAGGCCCUUGCCAGCUCCUCCCAGAAGGACUGGGCUUGGGGAGCAAACCAGAGAGGAAGCUGCUCCCCUCAGCCUCUGAACACAUCUUGGCCUGAGACCAGAAUCCAAAGGUGGCCCACAGGAAGAAAAGGAGUGGAAAGAGGAAUGACCCAACAGGCCUCUCCCAGCUGGCUGGCCAGCCCUGCACACACGAGAUGCGGUAGGGCUAAGAGGUGUGGCACCCCCACCCACGUCAGGACCAAAGGAGAGUGGUCCUCCAGAGGGGGAUGUGCGCCCCCCUCGUAGGUCCGGGGGCCCAGGGGCCCUCGCAGCAUCACCCACCCAGACUCCUCUUGUGUCCCAGCACUCCCGCCCGAGACGUGGGAUUUGGAGCCCCUCGGCCUCGCGGAUUUCGGAGUUUUAUUAUUCCCACCCGCCGCAUGUGGCUCUUGGAGAAAGCCGGCUGCAGGGCGGGGGCUGCGGAGCCCGGGGCUCGGUGGGCGCCCUCCAGCCUGUUCCCUAAGCGCCGCUCCCCGGACCCAGCCGCGCGGGCCUGCCCCAACGUGCUCACGCCGGAUCGCAUCCCGCAGUUCUUCAUCCCGCCUCGGCUCCGGGACCCCGACGCCGCCCAGCGCGCAGCCCGGCGGGACGCGACCGCGCAAGGCCUCCGCUCGGCCUGCUCUCUGCCGCACCUGGCGGGCCGCGAGGGCUGCGCCUUCCUGCCCGAGAGCCCGCACACGCGCCGGCGCGAGUCCCUGUUCCACCUGCCGCCGCCCGACCCGGCCCGGGGCCCCCCGGCGCAGCCCCGGCCGCACGCCUCCGCGCCGGACCUGCGCCUCUGCCGGGCCCCGGACAGCGACACGGCCUCGUCGCCCGACUCAUUGCCCUUCGGCUCCCCCCGGCGCCUGCUGCCCGGGCCGCACUCGCUGUCCCGGGAGGAGGCGAGCUCGGCCGACACCAGCCCGUGCGCGCCCCCACUCUUCCACCUGGACUUCCUGUGCCGCCCGCUGCGGCCCCCGCGGGAGAGCGUGCUGCGCCUGGAUCCCCGCGGCGGGCAGCUGCGGCUCUGCGCCGAGUACCAGGCCGGGCCGCGGCGGCUGCGGCUGCGCCUGGUGAGCGCCGAGGGCCUGCCCCGGCCGCGGGCCUGCCCGGGGAGCGGCGGCGGCGGCUGCUGCGUGGUGCUGCGGCUGCGGCCCGGAGUCCGGCAGCGGGCCCAGCGGAGCCGCGUGGUCAAGUGCAGCAGCAGCCCUAUCUUCAACGAGGACUUCUUCUUCGAGGGCCUCUGCUUGCCAGACCUGGCCGUCCGCAGUCUCAGAGCCAAGGUGCUGGACAGGGGCGCGGGACUCCGCAGGGACGCGCUCCUGGGGGAAUGCGAGGCGCCCCUCACUGCGCUGCUGUCCCCGCUGGGUGGGGGCCUGGGCCCGGGGUCCUCCCUGGCACCCUCCCACUUCAGCCUGUAGACUGAGGUUCCUCUGGAGUUCUCCACCGAGUCGGCAGUCCUCAUUCUUUCCUGCUGCCCAGCGUGUUUUUGCUAAUAAAAUGUCCGUUUGUCCCUA